AUGUCGGCGCUAGUGGACGCGCUGUGCGCCGCGCCGCCCAGCGACGCCGCGGCGCUCGUCUACGACACCUUCAACGCCGCCAGCUUCCUCUUCGACACCGCCGCGUUCUGUGACGGCGCCGGCAUUGUCGUCGGCCCGGCGUCCGCGCAUCACCAUCACCAUCAUCAUCAGCAGCAGCAGGCGGCCGUGGAGGCGCCGGCGGGGGAGGCGCAGGCAGCGAAGACGACGUCGGCGGCGACGCCGACGACUAGGCCGGUCAGGAAGCGGCGGCGGCGGGCGCGGAGCUGCAAGUCCACGGAGGAGACGGAGACCCAGCGGAUGACGCACAUCGCCGUCGAGCGCAACCGCCGCCGCCAGAUGAACGAGUACCUCGCCGCGCUCCGCUCCAUCAUGCCGGAGGCCUACGUCCAGAGGGGUGACCAAGCUUCCAUCGUCGGAGGCGCAAUCGAGUUCGUGAAGGAGAUGGAGCAGCAGCUACAGUGCCUCGAGGCGCAGAAGCGGACGCUGCUGGUUCACCAGCACGUGGCGGCCGCGAAGCCUGACGCGACGCCAAUGCAUGCCAGCAGCAGCACCACCACCAAGCCCUGCUGCGCGGAUACCGCGGCGGCGGCGGCGACGACGAGCAAUUGCAGCAGCAGCGUGACGGAGGCCGCGGCGGACCACGCGCACGCGCCGCCGGCCCCGUUCGCGCAGUUCUUCACGUACCCGCAGUACGUGUGGUGCCACUCGCCGCGCGACCCCGCGGCUGCGGCGGCGGCGGGGGAGGAGGAGGACGGCCGCCGGUCCGGGGUGGCCGACGUCGAGGUGACCCUGGUGGAGACGCACGCCAGCGUCCGCGUGAUGACGACGCGGCGGCCCGGGCAGCUCCUCAGCUUGGUCACCGGGCUCCAGGCGCUCCGCCUCGCCGUGCUCCACCUCAGCGUCACCACGCUGGACGCCCUGGUCCUCUACUCCAUCAGCGUCAAGGUGGAGGAAGGGUGCGGCCUGGCGACGGCGGACGACAUCGCCGCCGCCGUGCACCACGUGCUUUGUAUCAUCGACGCCGAGGCCACCGAGCAACAGCUGCUCGCGGCAGCGGGGCCGCAACCGCAAUAG
This is a messenger RNA of Miscanthus lutarioriparius, 1095 nucleotides long. The record is from the annotation of a GenBank genome assembly. Lineage: Eukaryota; Viridiplantae; Streptophyta; Magnoliopsida; Poales; Poaceae.